AUGUUUAGUAUAAGAGAUCAACUUGAUAGUGACAAUCCUCGGGUCAAAGGUCAGUUGAAGAGACAUUCUGUGUCCCAGAAAUUGAACGGUACACACACUGAAAUAAAAUGUGGUUUUCGAGAAGAUAACAGGUCCUGUCCGAAAAAUCGAUGUAAGCGCUAUGCAUUUUAUCAAAAGGCAUGGCCUUACACAGAAAUCACAUACAGAAUUGGUAAUUGGCCAAGCAAUUGUGACAUAAAGAGCAAAUCAAAAAUUCGCCAGUUAUUUAAAGAGGCUUUUCAACUCUGGAGUGAUGUCUCUCCGCUGAUUUUUAGAGAGGUUGGAAAAAAUGAAAUCGCAAACACAACUAUCAUGUUUAUGAAACUUGAACAUGGUGAUAACGUGCAUUUCGACGGGCCACUUAACACUCUUGCGCAUGCGUACCACCUAAUGGGUGGGUAUGGGGAAUUAAAUGGAGACAUUCAUUUCGAUGAUGACGAAAAGUGGACAUGGAAAGCAAAACAAGGUAGAAAUCUAUUUAUUGUAGCGGCGCAUGAAAUUGGUCACGUAAUUGGAUUGGCCCAUUCGAAGGUUAAGAGCGCCCUAAUGUGGGAACAUUAUCAGCUAUUUCAGAAUGGAUACACGCUUUCGGAAGAUGACGUCAAAGGAAUACAGCGUAUAUAUGGCAAACCAUUACAUCCGAGCGGUAUAAAAGGAAGAACAGUAGUAAGAUCGAAGGUUACAAAGCCGACGGAUGAAAACCCGGUUAAGGCUAAUAAUAAUGUAACAGAUGCCAUCUCUAGAACAGCGGCUGUGAAUACACUGGUCAAAAGACAGAAUAAGAUGAACAAUACAUGUGAUCGGUCUAUUGACGGUUUGGCGGUUUACAGACGAGAAAUAAUGAUAUUCAAGGGAAAUAGAAUUUGGCGAAUGAAGACUGAUGGCACUCUGAUUUCAAGAGAAAAUGGCGAACUAGCUGCAUCUUAUUGGUAUGGUUUGCCUUCCGAUAUUGACGCUGUAUAUCAACGAAACACUGAUAACGCCCUCAUCUUUGUUAAAGAUCAAUACUCGUAUAUAUACCUAGGACCGCAUCAGUUGCCCAUCAAGACGAUGCACAUGCUAAACGAAAUGCCAAUCGGUGUAGAUGCUAUCGUUGCUGUGUCCGGCUCUAACAAAAUCUACAUAUUCAAAAAUAAAUUAGUGUGGAAGGCAGAUGUAUCAACCAAUAAACUUGAAGAUAAUUAUCCAAGAAAAAUAUCCAAAGAAUGGAAGCGACUACCAAGGGGAAUUAACGCCGCUUAUUACCUGAAUGAUCACUUCUACUUUUUCAGAAAUGGUCAAAUCUACAAGUCAAAAUCAGGUACAAACUACGUCACGCGGCACAAGCAGCGCUGUUGGCAGACGAUCAAUCGAUUCAUCAAGAAAUGCUGACAUCAUUGAGACGAGUGCUUCAGACUUUGAGUGGUGAGCGGCCUGUUUUAUUCAGAUUGAUUCAAAGAGAAUGUUGACCACCGAAUUUAUCAUUUAAAAACAAUAACGAGGUUAAAUGAAGUUACAUGCUUACUCGUCUGGACUAUUAUGAUGGGUGCGUUUGUUGAACACAUGAAGACAUGAUGCUACGUGGCUCACAUGGAUCGGAAGACGAUGUUCAGUGACAACUCCGGCAUAUCCAAUUGAAGGAACAAUCAAACACGUUCUGAUUGGCUAUCGAUUGAUACACCAAUUUGCGUUUAGCUCUCGAGAAAAUGACUACCGCCCUCUGUGUACAUGUAAAUUUGGACAUCACCAAAGAGUAUUAGACAUCACACAAAACAAAAUCAAUGAAUAUCACCGGUGGUGAUAUUACAGUGUACAGUACUUGUGAUAUAUGUAAAUAGUAGAGCAUUUUGAUAUAAUAUAGUUUGAUUUGAUUGAGCAUGGUAUGACAUGACUUGAUUUGAUUUAUGUUAUGACAUGAUAGUAUUUGAUUCUAAAUAUCUUAAAAACAUACAGUUACUGCAAUAUUUACACAAUAGAGCAAUUAAAGCAUUCGGGGGUGGGGGGUUUUAAGUUAGCUCUACAACAUAAAGGAGAAAGGAGAUAGAAACUAUUUUGUAGGUCACAGUAUUUAUAAACCUUUGCUGCUUAGCCGCAAAUACAACAUACUGUAAAAACUUGUGAAUAAUAAAAAAUUGAUAUGCAUUUGUAUUAGGCAUUUAAGUUAAAAGUUUUAAGGUUGUCAGAAGCAAGUCCAGUCAUUGUUUACUUUUGUUUUAAUUCAUUGGAACAUUUAUUUUCUUCCUUUUCAACAGAUACAAAAGUAAUAAGUUCUUUCUUAAAGCCAGCUCCGGAGGUUGAUAGGUUGUAGAACUGACUUUUCGAAGACAAACAAUUUUUAUUUAAAAACUUGGGGAAAAAGAUUGAAAAAGGGUGGUUACGCCCCUUUUCCAUCAGUUUUUAAAUAUUCAAAAAUCUGUAUCUCAUUAACCGUUCCCGAGUUUUUCGUCAAAUAUGCUUUUCCUGUCUUAGAAAUAUCAGUGCUACAUUUUUUUUUCUUCCGGAGCCUGGCUUUAAAUAAAUUAAAGAAUAAAAAGUAAAGGAAGAAGACAAUUGCCCCAGAAGAUUUAAAAUACAAUUUUUUGAUGUGCCAGUCGACAAGUGCAAAUAUGUUAUGUGUACGUUAUUGUGUGGUUGAGUUAUGGAAUGGAGGAUGGGGGAGGGGAGUGGAAAGGGUUUGAGUUAAAGGGAUGUCUGGUAAUUGAUACUUGUAUUAAAACAAUUGUGAGUAAUAAACAAGAUUUUCGUAAACGAUCCCAAUUUAUUAGGAUAGGGUUAAGAUAUCAUCAUUAUAUUUUCUUCUAAUUUUUUUUUAUCCAGAUAAAUGAAGAAUGGGAUAUUCAGGGCUUGGAAUAUAAAUAAACGCGAUUGAAUGUUUGAAAUAA
Anneissia japonica is the source of this 2900-nucleotide messenger RNA. Its product is annotated as stromelysin-3-like. Gene Ontology annotation, biological process: collagen catabolic process; extracellular matrix organization; proteolysis. Gene Ontology annotation, cellular component: extracellular matrix. Lineage: Eukaryota; Metazoa; Echinodermata; Crinoidea; Comatulida; Comatulidae. The record is from RefSeq and is a predicted model, not a curated record. Bases 1 to 1410 code for a protein of 469 amino acids. Gene Ontology annotation, molecular function: metalloendopeptidase activity; zinc ion binding. The transcript has 8 exons.